This is a messenger RNA of Dioscorea cayenensis subsp. rotundata (Guinea yam), 907 nucleotides long. RefSeq lists its product as uncharacterized. The record is from RefSeq and is a predicted model, not a curated record. NCBI's taxonomy places the organism in Eukaryota, Viridiplantae, Streptophyta, Magnoliopsida, Dioscoreales, Dioscoreaceae.
GCUCUCGUCAAUGGCGACCAAACCAGAGCAGGAGAAGCAAGAGCAUCAUCAUUCAUGGGAGCAAAAGCUCCAAGCCCUCACCCACAUCCUCACCCAUCCAACCUCUACACCAUCCCUCCAUUCCCAGCUCUUCAUUGCCUCUCGCGUCCCCUGCUUUCUCUUCUGGGAUUAUCCUCCAUUUCUUUGUUCUCCUAACCCUCCAAUGCUCCACUGGGUUCUCUCCCUCUUCUUCUCCCGUGUAUCCACCUUCGGCCUCCCCGCUUUCUCCUGGCGUAGCUCUUGUCCCUUCCUUCAGCCUCCCCCUCCGUUUCUCUCCCCUGCUGUUGUCACCGCGCCGGUGCGGUGGGGAUCCGAGGAGCGCCGGGAUUGGGCUAGGCGAAGGCUCCGGAGAGGCCAGCUAGGGUUGCGUCUCCAUCCCUUUGUUGUUAUCUCGGUCCCUAAUCUUGUUCUUCUGGCGCUGCUCCUCUACGACCCGCUUUGGCUUCGAAGCAGUGCGAGGAAUCCUUGAUGAUCAAGUUGGUCUUCCUGCUUAUGAGAUUCAGUCUAUUUGAGACUCCCAAUCUGUUGAUGGGGGUGUUCAGUGAGGCAAGAUGAUCCAUACAAACACCAAAAGGAAAGAAAGACAGGGCAAUGACUUCAAUGAUUCAUUUGGCCACUCAAUUCUACAAAAGAUGAAACAAAUGAGUUGUAUUCUCUCUUCCUCCUCUCAAAGGUUAUAAAUUCAUUUCUUUUUCGGUCCCAUCUCUCUCUCUCUCUCUCUCUCUCUCUUUUUAUCUUUGUUGAGUCAUUGCCGAAAAAAGUGAGAACUAAAUUAAUCAAGUUCUAAGUAGGAUUCGACGAUGAUUUUUUCAUACUUCAUUGAUGUUCAAAUAUGUUUAUGCAUUAUAUAUAUUGGCGCUCUUUAACC